Molecule: messenger RNA, 3665 nt
Organism: Myotis myotis
Lineage: Eukaryota; Metazoa; Chordata; Mammalia; Chiroptera; Vespertilionidae
Gene: IGF2BP2
Product: insulin like growth factor 2 mRNA binding protein 2
Exons: 17
Coding region: 80-1960 (626 amino acids)
Biological process (GO): nervous system development; regulation of gene expression
Cellular component (GO): nucleus; cytoplasm; cytosol
Molecular function (GO): mRNA 3'-UTR binding
Source: RefSeq, a predicted model, not a curated record
GAGAGACGAGGGUAGCGGAGGAGGCGAGGAGUGCCGGGUACCGGGCCGGGGGAGCCGCGGGCUCUCGGGGAAGACACGGAUGAUGAACAAGCUUUACAUCGGGAACCUGAGCCCCGCCGUCACCGCCGACGACCUCCGGCAGCUCUUCGGGGACAGGAAGCUGCCCCUGGCGGGACAGGUCCUGCUGAAGUCCGGCUACGCCUUCGUGGACUACCCGGACCAGAACUGGGCCAUCCGCGCCAUCGAGACCCUCUCGGGUAAAGUGGAAUUGCAUGGGAAAAUCAUGGAAGUUGAUUACUCAGUCUCUAAAAAGCUCAGGAGCAGAAAAAUUCAGAUUAGAAACAUCCCUCCUCACCUGCAGUGGGAGGUCUUGGAUGGACUUUUGGCUCAGUAUGGGACAGUGGAGAAUGUCGAACAAGUCAACACAGACACAGAAACUGCCGUUGUCAACGUCACAUAUUCAACAAGAGAAGAAGCAAAAACAGCCAUCGAGAAGCUGAGCGGGCAUCAGUUUGAGAACUAUUCCUUCAAGAUCUCCUACAUCCCGGAUGAAGAGGUGAGCUCCCCUCCGCCCCCUCAGCGAGCCCAGCGUGGGGACCACUCUUCCAGGGAGCAAGGCCACGCCCCUGGGGGCUCUUCUCAGGCCAGACAGAUUGAUUUCCCGCUUCGGAUCCUGGUCCCCACCCAGUUUGUUGGUGCCAUCAUCGGAAAGGAGGGCUUGACCAUAAAGAACAUCACUAAGCAGACCCAGUCCCGGGUAGACAUCCACAGGAAGGAGAACUCUGGGGCCGCGGAGAAGCCCGUCACCAUCCACGCCACCCCAGAGGGCACCUCGGAAGCGUGCCGCAUGAUUCUUGAAAUCAUGCAUAAGGAGGCCGAUGAGACCAAAAUCAGUUUGAAUAUAUCAUCCCACUCCCUCCUGGCCUGCAAAAUUUCUGCCGAGAAAUCCACCGAUAACAUGGAAACUCCUAGAACUGAAGAGAUUCCUCUGAAAAUCUUGGCCCACAAUGGCUUGGUUGGAAGACUUAUUGGAAAAGAAGGCAGAAAUUUGAAGAAAAUUGAACAUGAAACUGGGACCAAGAUAACAAUUUCAUCCUUGCAGGAUUUGAGCAUAUACAACCCUGAAAGAACCAUCACUGUGAAGGGAACAGUCGAGGCCUGUGCCAGUGCUGAGAUGGAGAUUAUGAAGAAGCUACGUGAGGCCUUUGAAAAUGACAUGCUGGCUGUAAAUCAACAAGCCAACCUGAUCCCGGGGUUGAACCUCAGCGCACUUGGCAUCUUUUCAACAGGAUUAUCUGUGCUGCCUCCACCCGCGGGGCCCCGAGGACCUCCCCCUCCUCCUCCCUACCACCCGUUCGCUAGCCACUCCGGAUACUUCUCCAGCCUGUACCCCCCUCACCAGUUCAGCCCGUUCCCGCAUCAUCACUCCUACCCGGAGCAGGAGAUUGUGAAUCUCUUCAUCCCGACCCAGGCCGUGGGGGCCAUCAUUGGGAAGAAGGGCGCGCACAUCAAGCAGCUGGCUCGGUUUGCGGGCGCCUCCAUCAAGAUUGCCCCAGCGGAAGGCCCCGACGUCAGCGAAAGGAUGGUCAUCAUCACCGGACCACCAGAAGCCCAGUUCAAGGCUCAGGGGCGGAUCUUUGGGAAACUGAAAGAAGAAAACUUCUUUAACCCCAAAGAGGAGGUGAAGCUGGAAGCCCACAUCAGAGUGCCCUCUUCCACUGCUGGCCGGGUGAUCGGCAAGGGCGGCAAAACCGUGAAUGAACUGCAGAACCUAACCAGCGCAGAAGUCAUCGUGCCUCGUGACCAAACGCCGGAUGAAAACGAGGAAGUGAUCGUCAGAAUUAUUGGGCACUUCUUUGCGAGCCAGACCGCACAGCGCAAGAUCAGGGAAAUCGUACAACAGGUGAAGCAGCAGGAGCAGAAAUACCCUCAGGGAGUCGCCUCACAGCGCAGCAAGUGAGGCUCCCACAGGCACCAGCAAAACAACGGAUGAAUGUAGCCCUUCCAACACCUGACACCACGAGACCAAACACAGCCAGCCAGAUCGGGAGCAAACCAAAGACCAUCCUGAGGAAUGAGAAGUCUGCGGAGGCACGAGGGCUCUGCAGAGGCCCUGAGGACCUGGUGGCCAGGAGAGGAGGCGGGGGGGGGGGGGCCGGCGGCUCACGGCCCAGCCUCCUGCCUCCCCGGGCCUCUGCAGGCUGCCCAGCUAUCCACUUCACCGCCCACUCGGAUCUCUCCGUAACCCCACCACGCUAUCCCUUUUAGUUGAACUAACAUAGGUGAAGGUGUUCAAAGCAAAGCAAAAUUCACUUUCCUUUUGUGGAAAAUUGUCUCUGUACAUGUGUGUACAUAUUAGAAGGGGAAAGAUGUUAAGAUAUGUGGCCUGUGGGUUACACAGGGUGCCUGCGGCGUUAAUAUAUUUUAGAAAUAAUAUAUCAAAUAACUCAACUAACUACAAUUCUUAAUCAAGUAUUAAUUUUUUUUCUUUUUAAAGAGAAAUCAGGCUUUUCUAGACGUUAAAGAAUCAAGUCAUUCUUUGGGAGGUCUAAUGGUUUAGUAAGGAGCUUCAAGGCCACCCACACAAAUCCACCCAGAGGGAAAUCUGGUCAGGACACUCGCGGCAGCUCCGGGUCACCUGUGUAUGUCAACAGAAGGGAUACCGUCUUCAUCCCUGUCGAGCUCACACCCAUUUCUCUUUGCUUCACGGGUUUUAAACUGGUUUUUGCAUACCGCUCUAUAAGUCUGUCUCUGUUUAUCUCUCCCGUCCAUCUCCCUCCCGUCCUCCUCCACACCCAUCCUUUUAGCCCCCACACCCCUCUGCCUCAGUCCCACUCUCUAUGCACCCCCAGGCAAAGCAGUGCUCUGAGUAUCACAUCACACAGAAGGAGCAAAAGCAAACACACAAACCAGCCUCAACUGACACUUGAACAGAACAAGAGUCAAUGGUACUUGUCCUAGCUUUUCGGAAGAGGAAACAGGAACCCAUCGAACCAACCAAAACAAAGAAAAACCCCCGCAAAGAAAGAGUAUAUUUUGUCUUUUUUAUAUUUUGGUGUAUAAGCCAUCCAUUUUCAGCAAAAUGAUUUCUUUCUUUUGAAAAAAAAAUGUGGAAGAAAAUAGCAAUUUACAUGAGGUCGUUGGCCCAGGGCGUUAAAUUUACAGAUUUUUUUUAAAAGAGAAAAACACACAAAAAAAGCUACCUCAGGUGUUUUUUACCUCAGCACCUUGCUCUUGUGUUUCCCUUAGAGAUUUUGUAAAACUGAUAGGAGCAUUUUUUUAUUUUUUUAAUAAAAAUGAGUUGGAAAAAAAAAAUACAAUAUCAGCUGCCAGCCCGGAGAAGGUGACAGUCCAAGUGUGCACCACCCGCUGGGCGUCGCCUUCCGCCAGCCAGGAGCCCACGCGGCCUUCUUUUGGACAAACCUUGAAAACGUUUAUUAAAAAAGAAAGAUGACCAAGGGACACAGAGAAGAUGUUGGAGAUGUCCUGAAUCUCACUAGGGUACGUGCCAGUAGGGCUUUUGCUCUAAAGGAUGGACAUGUACUGGUUUCUGUGAACAAGCCAUUUUACCAUCAGACUGCAAUGCCAGUUUCCUCUACUGCAAACAGUGUUCUGUGACAAAAACAAAACAAACAAAAAAAGAGAAAUAUAUCCAGCUAACAAGA